This is a messenger RNA of Rhineura floridana, 6382 nucleotides long. RefSeq names its product UPF1 RNA helicase and ATPase (gene UPF1). Gene Ontology annotation, molecular function: RNA helicase activity; RNA binding; ATP binding. The transcript has 24 exons. Gene Ontology annotation, cellular component: cytoplasm. Gene Ontology annotation, biological process: nuclear-transcribed mRNA catabolic process, nonsense-mediated decay. The coding region runs from base 378 to 3800 and encodes 1140 amino acids. NCBI's taxonomy places the organism in Eukaryota, Metazoa, Chordata, Lepidosauria, Squamata, Rhineuridae. The record is from RefSeq and is a predicted model, not a curated record.
CUGGAAACGACGUCUUUGCUAAGCGAGCGCGACAGAAGAGUUUGAAGGCAGCGGAGGGCGGCGCGCAGGCGCCACGUAGGAAGCCGCGCGUGCGCAGUGAGGCCCAUUCUCUUCCUUUCUCUCUCCUCUUCCUCCCCCCCCCCGGUGGGCUCGCGCCACUCGCUGCAUACGUUAGGCCGCCCGCCCGCUUAUUGGCUGGUUCGUUAAAAGCGACCGGUCGACGAAGACGGUUGAGGCCUAAAGUUCCGCGCAGGCGCACUAGGCGGCUCGCUCUGAGGAGGCCUCUCGGCUCGCCCGUUUCUCGACGCCUCCGUGACGGGAGGGAGGAAAAAGGAGGACCCGGUUGAGCCGCCGCCGCCGCCAUCACCACCACCAUCAUGAGCGUGGAGGCGUACGGGCCCAGCUCCCAGACGCUGACUUUCCUGGACACGGAGGAGGCCGAGCUGCUGGGCGCCGACACCCAGGGCUCCGAGUUCGAGUUCACCGACUUCACGCUGCCCAGCCAGACCCAGACGCCGCCCGGAGCAGGAGGCGGCGCGGGCGGCGGCAGCAGCAGCGGAGGAGGAGGAAGCAGCUCCGCGCAAGGCACCCCUGGAGGCCCCGGAGGGGCAGCGGGGCCGCCCUCAGCCGUCUCGCCGGGGCAGCUGGACGCCCAAGUAAACGGGCCUGAUGGCAUCCUCCAAAAUGGGGCAAUCGAUGACAAUGUGCCUAAGACCAGCCAGCUCCUUGCAGAGCUCAAUUUUGAGGAAGAUGAGGAAGACACUUACUACACCAAGGAUCUUCCUGUGCAUGCUUGCAGCUACUGUGGCAUUCAUGACCCAGCAUGCGUGGUCUACUGUAACACCAGCAAAAAGUGGUUCUGCAACGGACGUGGGAAUACAUCCGGCAGCCACAUUGUGAACCACCUUGUGAGGGCCAAAUGCAAGGAAGUGACUCUUCACAAGGAUGGCCCUCUGGGUGAGACGGUCUUGGAGUGUUACAACUGCGGUUGUCGUAACGUGUUUCUCCUCGGCUUCAUCCCUGCCAAAGCUGACUCUGUGGUUGUCUUGCUGUGCAGGCAGCCUUGUGCCAGUCAGAGCAGCCUGAAGGAUAUAAACUGGGACAGCUCCCAAUGGCAGCCUUUGAUUCAAGAUCGUUGCUUCCUUUCCUGGUUGGUCAAAAUUCCUUCCGAGCAGGAGCAGCUGAGAGCACGGCAGAUCACGGCUCAGCAAAUUAACAAGCUGGAAGAACUCUGGAAGGAGAACCCCUCCGCCACCCUCGAAGACUUGGAGAAGCCUGGUGUUGAUGAAGAGCCACAGCAUGUGCUGCUCCGCUAUGAAGAUGCUUAUCAGUACCAAAACAUUUUUGGGCCUCUGGUUAAGCUUGAGGCCGACUACGACAAGAAGCUGAAGGAAUCCCAGACACAAGACAACAUCACCGUGAGAUGGGAUCUGGGCUUGAACAAGAAGAGGAUUGCCUACUUCACCUUGCCAAAGACAGAUUCAGAUAUGCGUCUGAUGCAGGGAGAUGAGAUCUGCCUGAGAUACAAAGGGGAUUUGGCUCCAUUGUGGAAAGGAAUCGGCCAUGUUAUUAAAGUUCCUGAUAAUUAUGGUGAUGAAAUUGCGAUUGAGCUGAGGAGCAGCGUUGGCGCCCCUGUGGAAGUGACCCACAACUUCCAAGUAGACUUUGUGUGGAAGUCAACUUCCUUUGACAGAAUGCAGAGCGCCCUCAAAACAUUUGCUGUGGAUGAAACCUCUGUGUCUGGUUACAUCUAUCACAAGCUCCUGGGCCAUGAGGUGGAAGAUGUCAUCAUCAAAUGUCAGCUGCCGAAGCGCUUCACAGCACAAGGACUUCCUGACCUCAACCAUUCUCAGGUGUAUGCCGUGAAGACUGUCCUGCAACGCCCAUUGAGCCUUAUCCAGGGCCCUCCCGGGACAGGCAAGACUGUAACGUCGGCCACCAUUGUGUACCAUCUGGCUAGGCAAGGAAAUGGGCCUGUACUAGUUUGUGCCCCAAGUAAUAUAGCUGUGGACCAGCUGACAGAGAAGAUCCAUCAAACGGGGCUGAAGGUGGUUCGCCUGUGCGCAAAGAGCCGUGAGGCCAUUGACUCCCCUGUCUCUUUCCUUGCGCUGCACAACCAGAUCAGGAACAUGGACAGUAUGCCUGAGCUGCAGAAGCUGCAGCAGCUGAAAGACGAGACUGGGGAGCUGUCAUCUGCAGAUGAAAAGCGCUACCGGGCCCUGAAACGGACAGCUGAGCGGGAAUUGCUCAUGAAUGCCGAUGUCAUUUGCUGCACGUGUGUAGGAGCUGGGGACCCGAGGCUUGCAAAAAUGCAGUUUCGCUCCAUUUUGAUUGAUGAAAGCACCCAGGCAACGGAGCCAGAGUGCAUGGUGCCAGUUGUCCUUGGGGCAAAGCAGUUGAUCCUUGUGGGUGACCACUGCCAGCUUGGCCCUGUCGUGAUGUGCAAGAAGGCAGCUAAAGCAGGCCUGUCUCAGUCUCUCUUCGAACGACUGGUGGUGCUGGGCAUCAGGCCCAUCCGUUUGCAAGUGCAGUACCGCAUGCACCCAGCCCUGAGUGCUUUUCCUUCCAAUAUAUUUUAUGAAGGAUCGCUCCAAAACGGAGUCACUGCAGCGGACCGUGUAAAGAAGGGAUUUGACUUCCAGUGGCCCCAACCAGACAAGCCCAUGUUUUUCUAUGUGACCCAAGGGCAAGAAGAAAUUGCAAGCUCUGGAACGUCUUACUUGAACAGGACAGAGGCAGCAAAUGUGGAGAAGAUCACCACCAAGCUGCUGAAGGCUGGUGCGAAGCCAGAUCAGAUUGGCAUCAUCACUCCCUAUGAGGGCCAGCGCUCCUACCUGGUGCAGUAUAUGCAGUUCAGCGGCUCUCUGCAUACCAAGCUUUACCAGGAAGUGGAAAUUGCCAGUGUUGAUGCUUUUCAAGGGCGUGAGAAGGACUUCAUAAUCCUGUCCUGUGUCAGAGCCAAUGAGCACCAAGGAAUUGGCUUUCUGAAUGACCCCAGGCGCCUCAACGUAGCUCUUACCAGAGCAAGAUACGGUGUCAUCAUUGUUGGGAAUCCAAAAGCACUUUCCAAGCAACCCCUCUGGAACCACCUGCUGAACUACUACAAGGAGCAGAAAGUGCUGGUUGAGGGGCCACUGAACAACCUCCGCGAGAGCCUCAUGCAGUUCAGCAAGCCUCGGAAGCUUGUCAAUACCAUCAACCCUGGAGCCCGGUUCAUGACAACUGCCAUGUAUGAUGCCCGUGAAGCUAUCAUCCCUGGAUCAGUAUAUGACCGCAGCAGCCAAGGCCGGCCCUCCAACAUGUAUUUCCAAACGCACGAUCAGAUUGGGAUGAUCUCUGCCGGGCCUAGUCAUGUCACCGCCAUGAACAUUCCCAUCCCAUUCAACUUGGUGAUGCCUCCCAUGCCGCCCCCAGGCUAUUUUGGACAGGCCAACGGGCCUGCUGCUGACCUGAUUGCUUUUUUAGGACGUGGAAACCCAAAAGGCAAGACUGGCCGUGGUGGGCGCCAGAAGAAUCGCUUUGGGAUUCCAGGGGCCAGUCAGUCAAACCUCCCCAACAGCCAGGCCAGUCAGGACGUGGUCUCCCAGCCUUUCUCUCAGGGCCCUUUGACUCAGGGCUACAUCUCCAUGAGCCAGCCAUCUCAGAUGAGCCAGCCAGGCCUGUCCCAGCCAGAGCUGUCGCAGGAUAGUUACCUUGGUGAUGAGUUCAAAUCUCAGAUCGACGUGGCCCUGUCACAGGACUCGACUUACCAGGGGGAGCGUGCAUAUCAACAUGGAGUGACGGGACUGUCACAGUAUUAGAGUGUUGAAGGAGAAGAGCUAAGCUUGUGUGGAGCUUAGUUCAACAGCAUUUUAUUCUGGGUAAUAAAAAUAAAAUAAAAUGGAUACCUGUUUUCCACUGCUAAAACUGAAGCAACUCUGUGAGAGCAACAGGAGAGAGAGGGAGAGGAAGAGAGGAACCAACAGAGAGGAUAGAGAAGAGGAGAGAGCGCGCAAGCGAGAGGAAGAGAGAGAGCCCACUGCUAGCUCACUGAGACAAGGAGACUGACCAGAGGUGGGAAGAGGGACCCCCAGCGGACUGACUGGCACCUCAUUGGAGGGGAGCCUACUCGCCCUGGAAGAACAGAGUGGUCAGCGGAAUUCCCUGUCCUCCCCUGUCAACACACACACAUUGAGAGAGAAAGAGAGAGAGAGAAAGAUUAAGAGAGAAGGGCUUUAGAAGCAAAGAUCCACUUCAUUCCGUUCUUCUCCUGAGCAGAGCUGGCACAGGAAAAAACCCCAUCUCAGAGUUAUGUGUGUACCGAUCUCUCUCUUCCCCCCUCCAUUUUUUUUUUUUUAAAGUGACACCUGAUGAUAUUUUUUAGGAGCAAGCGCAUCAUCCAAGAGGAAUACAUCUGCCCAUGUUCAUGGGAAGCCAGCUGGCUGGUACUCUACUCUGAGGUGCACGGUUUUGCUGUCCAGAAUCCAGCUUUGGUCCUCGUGUGUGGCGUCGCCCACAUUCUGAAUGGGCUAAGAUGGGGUGACUUUGUUUUUUCCUUUUUUAAAAACAUAAAGAGAUUCUUUCAAAGAAGCACUGGAUAUUUUUUUAGAAGUUUGUCUCUGAAAUCUUAUUAGUGGACCGGGAAGGGGCUGGGAAUCCUUGUUCUAAGAAGCUUAAAAAAAAUUAUAUAUAUAAAAAGUUUAAUGCUUAAAAAAAAAUUAGAGCACCAGUCUUUUAAAAGAUCUUUUCAGUGUGAUUUCAGUCAAUCAGCCUCUUCUUCAGAUGGAGGGUAGCAGUUAGCAAGGAAAGCCAGUGCAUCCCGGCCACCAGGCGGAAGGUUUGAGUGUGUUCAUCUUCCUUUAAAUUGGCUUCUGUCUGGGCUCUGCUCUGUGUGACGACGGAGUUUUUUUCUUUUCUGUACGACUUACCAUGCGCUUCACGAAAGGGGGGAUUGGGUAUCUGUGCCCUUUGCACCCCCCAUAGUUGAAAAAGGAUGCUGGGACUGGGCUGCUUUUUUAUCUGGACCCACCAGCAAUGGGAGAACUGUAGUGGAAACCGGGGAUUAUAUUGGUUUUGAAGUAAAGACUCUUAUAAAGAUAUGUUGAGGCAGGUUGAGUGGGGCAGGCAGAGGAGCAAGGAGGAUUGGUGGAAGGUGGCUGCAAUACGUUGGCCUAAUUCUUGGAGCAUAUUGGGGUGUUGUUGGAAGGUUCUGUGCAGCAGGGAGCUGUGAAGUGAGUUGAGUGCCGGAAGUUUAAACAAAACUGGAGAUAAUGUUUCUUUUGGGGGGGGGCAAGCACCCUCUGGUGGGCUCCUUCAAACUACCACUGCUUUGAGUCUGACUAGAAAAGGGCACUUGGGAAAACCCACCUUGGCUGCCCUCAGAGUAGAAAGCAUUUUUUAUCUUCAUAAAAAUGUUCUAGGGAAAAAAAUGCAAAAAUAGGAAUUCCUGUUUGACCCUUGCCUUGUUGGUUUAUUUCCCCUCUGCCCUUAGUGAUCCAUAAAUAUUCUCAUGUCCUUUACCUCUCUGAGACAGUUUGAUCAGCUUUCUAGAUGUGAUUUUUUUUUAAAAAAGCUUAUCAAUUCAUUUGGCUUUUUCCAAUCAAAGGGCUCUAAGCAUCUGUUUAACUUUUCUGUGUUGAGGAACUUGAGGUAACUUACGCAAAUGUACUUAAAAGAGAACCCCCCAUGCUUUUUUAAAAGAAAAUUUGAAAAUCUUGUCUUCCUCAUUCCUUCCAUCUUUCCCACCCAGAAAAACCCCCCUGCACUUCUGUCCUGCAAGAAGUGUACUUGACUGAUCUCUUUUGAUCCUCCCCAGAACCCAUCAGCCCUGGCUGAUAUAGCUCCAGAUCCUAGUGGUGGAGUGUAGCAUAUGGAAUGGGAAUGUGAGUAACCCUCACAGUUCUCAUUACCCAAAAACAGAUCUCCAGAAUUCUUAGACUUCUGCCAUGAGUAAGGAAAAGGGGAUUGCAGGCUACCAUCCUUCCUGAAAGAUACGACUCUUUAUUUAUUCAGACUUGCCAGAAGGCUGCCCCUUCACUUUCUUUCCUGCCCUGUUGGAUACGCUGUGUGGCUGCAUAGAUUUUUGAGCUAGACUUUUAAGCGCUAUCCCUUUCUGUGCAAGGCAAUCCACUGAGUAUUGUAUUCCCGCCCCCCCUUCCCACGCCCCUUCCACUGCCUCCCCAAUUCCUCCCCACCCCUUUCUCACAUUUUACUCAUUAGCAACCGCUUGCGUCUGCUUUGUGCUGGGUUAUUUCCCCCCCCCCUUUGUAGCAGUUACGAAAUUCUUGAGUUUUCAUAUAACAUCAGUGGCAGCACGGUGUUAUUUCUUCAGGAAAAAAAAGUCCAUCUAAAGUUUGUUUUAAAAUCUGUUUGUCAUCAAAUCAAUAAAGAGCUCUUGCAUUCA